AUUUUUCUUCACAAAGUCAAACAAUAUCUUAAAACCUACCUCGAUCAGAUAUGAGUCAUCUAUUGAAUUUCCCUUUGUCUCUCCCUGUAAACAAAAGAUGAAAAUGAUAAGGUACUCAUGAUACAUAAUCACACUACUUUUGGGCUCUCUAAUCCAUUUUUCCCUCUUCCCAAAGUAUAAACUUUCCAAAAAAAGUGCUUCCAUUUCAACGUCCCAUGUAUUCCACCUCAACCAACGCUUCGGCCGCGCCAGAUCUCUCAUUACAUAUCAGUCCACCGGCGAAGACGACUUACUGCGCCGGUGAUCCCUCGUCUCAUUCAACCAGCAGUGGCAGCGAUCUGAGCCACGAAAAUGUUAUCUUCCACACUAAUCAAGUUGUUGAACCCGAACCCACUCUGCGGCUAGGGUUGGAUCGCCACUGUCAUCGGCCUCAGAUGUACGGAGGAAGAGAGUUCAAGAGAUCAUCCACAAGGAAAAAUGUCCGUGCCCCGCGAAUGAGAUGGACCUCCACUCUCCACGCCCAUUUCGUGCACGCCGUUGAGCUUCUUGGCGGCCAUGAACGAGCAACUCCUAAAUCUGUACUGGAGUUGAUGAAUGUGAAGGAUCUAACCCUAGCUCAUGUGAAGAGCCACUUGCAGAUGUACAGAACAGUGAAGAGCACUGACAAAGGAACAGAAAUUGGACUGAAACUGCAUACGACAAGAAUCGAAGAUGAGGAUCAGUGCAGUGUGAUUGCACCACCACCACCACUUUGCCUAUCAUCAUUACAUAACAACACUACUUUCCAACACACUCACAGACGGCCAUUAUCUAUAGAAGAUAUUGUAGUGCGACCCUCGAGCCAAGUUGACCCUCAAAAAAAUUCUCUACAAGGAGUUGAUGUAUCUAAGGAAUAUGAUGUAAGGGCCGAGGGCAAAACUUCAUCUUCUGAUGUGUUGGUGGAUUUAGAAUUUAAGCUUGGAAGAUCAAUCUGGCUAAUGGACCACUCUGAAUGCUCCCUACUUAGGUGUUAAUUAUUUUAAUUUCAACAGAUUAUUAGUAAUAUUCUUCCUUGCGUUGAAUCAUGGACAAGACAAAUAUGUACCCAAGGAUUUUCUAGCUGGCUUUUGAUAAUGUCUAUCGAAAAGUACAUGCAUUAGCAUGUACUAAAACUUAUUCAAAUUAAAUAACUUUGCUAAGUGUUUUUUUUAUUUGUAA
Salvia splendens (bonfire salvia) is the source of this 1197-nucleotide messenger RNA. Its product is annotated as probable transcription factor KAN4. Gene Ontology annotation, molecular function: transcription cis-regulatory region binding. The record is from RefSeq and is a predicted model, not a curated record. The coding region runs from base 216 to 1013 and encodes 265 amino acids. Gene Ontology annotation, cellular component: nucleus. Lineage: Eukaryota; Viridiplantae; Streptophyta; Magnoliopsida; Lamiales; Lamiaceae. Gene Ontology annotation, biological process: abaxial cell fate specification; regulation of DNA-templated transcription. The transcript has 6 exons.